AUGCAGAGACGAUACCAGAAGAAGAGAAAGCCCAAGUCUCGCCAGAGUACUCCAGAGAGCUCCCACACCGAGGAAAAGCACAGUGAUUGUCGCAGCUCUCCGUCUAGUCGUGAAACAGAUGUUUCCUCCAACUCAUCUUUCCCGACCUCACCCCAGGCAGUAUCCGCUCCGACUCGUCGAUUCCUCCCGCACGAACGAUACCCAGAUCACUUCACUUUAAGCGACAUCGAGGUUCCAGUAGGCAACCUCGUCUUUCUCGCAUGCCCAGGCUCGGAAAAAAAGUGCCCCCAUUGCAAUUGCCAUAUCCGUCAUCUUGACUGUAUCGUGAUUGCAAUUGACGGUGCGUGUCGCAAUAAUGGCAAGGACGGAGCCCGGGCGUCAACUGGGGUUUAUUACGGCCAUGACCAUCCAUUGAAUGACGGUGUCACUCUUUCGCCAGAACUCAAACAGACAAGCCAGGUUGCCGAGCUCGCAGCCUGUCAGAGAGCUCUGCUUGCUGCGCACGUCUUGCAAAAGUACUGGGACAAGCUUACCGAAACGGCAGGAGAUGAAGAAGGAACACUUCACACCGUGGUGAUCAAGUCAGACUCGGAGUAUUUGGUACGCGGAAUAACCGAAUGGAUCUUCAAAUGGAAGGCCAAUGGUUGGACUACUGCAAAGGGCUUGCCUGUUGCCAAUCAAGAGCAUUUUCGUUCGAUUGAGCGGUAUGUGAAGGCUCUCGAAGAUGAGCAGGUCAUUGUUAAGUUCUGGCAUGUUCCGAGAGAAUACAACCAGGAGGCGGAUAAGCUGGCAACAUCUGCCCUCGAU
Molecule: messenger RNA, 807 nt
Organism: Aspergillus costaricaensis CBS 115574
Lineage: Eukaryota; Fungi; Ascomycota; Eurotiomycetes; Eurotiales; Aspergillaceae
Product: ribonuclease H-like protein
Exons: 2
Biological process (GO): DNA replication, removal of RNA primer
Molecular function (GO): RNA-DNA hybrid ribonuclease activity; nucleic acid binding
Source: RefSeq, a predicted model, not a curated record